AUGUCGACUGUGGAGACUACCCCCGUGGAUUUAGAUGCAAAUUUUUGUGUUGGUAGUGGUGGUACUGAUAUUCGCCGUCAGCGACGCCGCCGAAGACGGCGGAGGAGGAGACCCUCUUUGGCAUGCAGUAGCGAGACCACCACAGACGGAAGCAGCUUUCGCUUUUCCGACACUGACUCAGACGACUUGGCGGCUGAUGGAAGGCCCGAAAAUUGCAGCAUCUCUAAACGGGCCAAGGUCGUUCGCCGGAAGAAAUUCAACCGUCCGGUGAAUUCAGACUCAGAAGAGAUUGAUCUAGAAUCUGGCGAGUUGGAGCUGAAAAUGCAGAACAACUUGGAAGAAAAAAGAGUGAUUCGGGAUUGUAGAAUUUGCCAAUUGAGUUCGGAAGAAAAUGUAAAUUGCGAUUCGGGUCGAGGAGAUGAAGAAUUCAAUGGGAUUUUGAUUGAAUUGGGUUGUAAUUGUAAAGGUGAUUUGGGGGCUGCUCACAAGAGCUGUGCUGAAAACUGGUUCAAGAUGAAGGGAGACACAAUUUGUGAAAUCUGUUGUGCCAAUGCACUGAACAUCGUCGGCGAGCAGGCGGUCAACAUAAACAUUGCAACUAAUGCAGCUUCAUUGGAAACGCCUGUGUUCGUCACCGAGAAUGAAAGCUUCUGGCGUGGUCGUCGGCUUUUGAAUGUUCUACUUGCUUGCAUGAUUCUGGCCUUUGUCAUUUCUUGGCUUUUUCACUUUAAGGUUCUACCAUAA
Molecule: messenger RNA, 744 nt
Organism: Fraxinus pennsylvanica
Lineage: Eukaryota; Viridiplantae; Streptophyta; Magnoliopsida; Lamiales; Oleaceae
Source: the annotation of a GenBank genome assembly